UGGUUUGGGGGCGCUGUGUUGACCUCACUUUGUGGCUCUCUUCUCCUGUAAUGGCGAAUUCGGUAGAAGUAUUCUUCAACCAAUUUCCACUAUUCCACUACGUUUCCGAUAGUGAAGAGGAAGAAGAAUAUGGAACCCAACCAAUUUGAAACCUACGUCCUCGCUGUGCCAAGAACAAGAAGCAACCUUUCAUCAUCUAACAACCAAGAAGUAAUAGUUAUCCCCGACGUCGAAUCGCAGAAUCGCGUACAAGAGGACGGAUCAAACAAACGCCGCAGAACCGAAGAAGAAGGCGAGGCGGCGGCGGCUUCUCAUUCCAAAGACAUUAAUGAGCCUCUCGUUUGCCCUAUUUGCAUGGACAUUUGGACCAGUAGGCGGAGAACAUCACAUCUGUUGUCUCCCUUGUGGACACAUAUAUGACAUGUCUAGCAUACAAAAAUGGCUUCAGCACCGCAGAAAUUCCAAUAAGAUAAUUCAGUCACUUGAGGCCAAAAGUACUGCUCUUGAAAGUAAGGACAAUGAUUGGCGCAAGAAAGAAGCCGAAUGGCACAAGAGAGAAGCUUCAUUGCAUCUUCAAGUUGAGAAGCUUACACAGGAGCCACGACGCUGGAAUUCCUUCAUUGAGCAUUGAUGCAUUUAAUGAGACACUGGGUAGAGCUGAGCAUAUGAGUUUUGAUCAGAGGAUUGCUAUGAUGAAGAAACUAUCAGUGGCCUUCUGCCGUGUUUGGAGUGGAGUAGUUUCGAUGAAACUAAAAAAGAUGUUGGAGCAACUAUCAUUGGAGUAGCUAGGGCGCCUUCAUAUUCACCCUAUCAGCAUGAUACAUCUGUAUAUAUAAACGUACGAUUCUUAGUGUCGAUAUUGUGGAUGCCACAAAUUAGUUUACACCAAAUUGGUUUGUGCAUUUAAAGUUGAUUUUUUGUUAGUUAGUGUCGACCAACUGGAUUGUCUGGGCACAUUAUCCAGUGUAAUCUUUUUGUUGUUUGUUUAAUUGUUUUACGAUAUA
Messenger RNA from Glycine soja, 1004 nucleotides. RefSeq lists its product as uncharacterized. The transcript is spliced from 5 exons. Bases 329 to 631 code for a protein of 100 amino acids. Lineage: Eukaryota; Viridiplantae; Streptophyta; Magnoliopsida; Fabales; Fabaceae. The record is from RefSeq and is a predicted model, not a curated record.